This is a messenger RNA of Mauremys reevesii (Reeves's turtle), 2747 nucleotides long. RefSeq names its product translation initiation factor IF-2. The record is from RefSeq and is a predicted model, not a curated record. Lineage: Eukaryota; Metazoa; Chordata; Testudines; Geoemydidae. Bases 1 to 1584 code for a protein of 527 amino acids. The transcript is spliced from 3 exons.
AUGUCCCAGCUGCACUCUCCCGGGGACACACCACAAGGCCGCGCUCAGCCAUGCUUCCAGGACCACGUGUGGCAUCGCCACUCGCCAGCUCUGACCGUGUUCUCGCAGCGACGGGAUUGGGCUGGGCUGGAGCCCGUCUGGUCACUGCACAAGAAGCUGCAGCCUGCUGAUAUAUCUGAGCUGCUGGGGCAGGGGGUGUGCGCAGGGGAGCAGCGGCACUGUCAGGAGUUGGGGCUGGGGUGGGGCGUGCAGGAGUCCGGGGGCCUGAGCCUGGCCGUGCAGGAGUCAGGGGUGAGCCCAGGGUUGCAGGAGUCAGGGGUGAUUCUGGGCCUGCGGGAACAGUAUCAGGCGGCUGGGGAGGCCAGGCCAGGGGUGCGGGAGCAGUGGGUGGCUGGGGAGGCCAGGCCAGGGGUGCGGGAGCAGUGGGUGGCUGGAGAGGCCAGGCCAGGGGUGCGGGAGCAGUGGGUGGCUGGAGAGGCCAGGCCAGGGGUGCGGGAGCAGUGGGUGGCCAGAGAGGUGAAGCCAGGAGUGUGGGAACAGUGGGUGGCAGUGGGGACAAGGCUAGUAGUGCAGGAGCAGUCAGUGACCAGAGAGUCAAGGCCAGAGGUGCGGGAGCAGCGGGUGGCAGUGGGAGAAAGGCUGGGGGUGCGGGAGCAGCGGGCGUCUGGAGUGGCCAGGCCGGGGGUGCGGGAGCAGCGGGCGUCUGGAGAGGCCAGGCCGGGGGUGCGGGAGCAGCGGGCGUCUGGAGUGGCCAGGCCGGGGGUGCGGGAGCAGCGGGCGUCUGGAGAGGCCAGGCCGGGGGUGCGGGAGCAGUCAGUGACCAGAGAGUCUAGGCCGGGGGAGUGGGAUCAGCGGGUAGCAGUGGGAAAGAGGCCGGGGGUGCGAGAGCAGCGGGUGGCAGUAGGAGUGAGGCCAGGGGGGCGAGAGAAGCGGGUGGCAGUGAGAGAGAGGCCGGUGGUAGGAGGGGUGAGGCCAGGGCUGCGGGUGGCCAGAGGGACGAGGCCGGGAGUACGGGCACGGGUGGCAGCGAGGGUGAAGCCAGGAGUGCGGGUUCGGGUGCCAGGGGGGGUGAGGCUGGGGUUACAGGAGGAGCAUCUGGUAGAGAAGGGAAGCCUGGGAGUAGAGCGGCAACCUCAGGAGGAGAGAACAGUGAGCUCAGGGGUGCAGGAGCAAGGUGUGGCCCUGGGAGCCCCCCAGGAGCAGGGUGUGGCCCUGGGAGCCCCCCAGGAGCAGGGUGUGGCUCUGGGAGCCCCCCAGGAGUGGGGAGAGGGCCCGAGGGUGCAGCACCAGCCAGAAGGGGAAGGGGAGGUGAGCCCAGGAGUGCAGGGGAGCCAGCAGAGAGGGCAGCACCAGCAGGAGAAAGGAGGGUUUGUCAGGGGCCUGCAGGAGAAAGGGGGCCUGAGGCCAGGCCUGCAGGAGGAGGUGCUCAGGCUGGGUGUGCAGGAGGAGGCGCUCAGGCCUGGUGUGCAGGAGGAGCCUCAGGAGCCAGAGUGGCUGAGCCCAGGUGUGCAGGAAGCUGCGGGGACUCUGGGUGUGCAGCAGCUGCAGCGCAGGGAGGGGAGGCGGCGAGCAGCACAGGUGUAGGGCGUGAGAGGAGUGAGCCCAGGAGCCUAGCACGGUCUCUGGCCCAGACCCUUAGCAGUGUACCAGCACCAGCUGGUGAACCCAGGAGGGUGGCCUCAGCGCUGGCACCACCGCUAGCUGGGGAGCGCAUCACCACCUUCCACACAUGAGCGUGGCAGUGCAGUGCCAUCCCUGGAAGUCAGCAGGAGAAGGUGGGGGUGAGCCCAGCAGCGCCAUCCCUUGCCAGCGAGCCUGGAGCAGCCUGAGCAGCACCCACAGGAGGAGCCUGGAGGGGUGAAUCCUGGAGCGUCACGGCCGUAACACCGCCGCCAGUCUGGGUGGUCGGGAGUAUAGCAGCAACAUCACCCUCAUUCAUGCACUGAGUCUGGGCACCCAUCAGCACCGCCCCAUUGCUACAGUGAGCUUUGCACUGUAAAGCCGCAUGCAGUGAGCCUGGUCAUGUACGCCAACAACAGCUGGAGCAUGCAGUGACUCUGGCAACAUGUAGCAGCAGCAUUUUACUAGCUUGGAGUAUAGCAGAAGCAGCGAUGCCUGGCAGCAUGCAGUGAGCCUGGCAGCAUGCAGUGAGCCUGGCAGUGUCCUGCCACAGCACUGUGCAGUGCACCUGGCAGCAUCCACACAGCAGCAUCGCUACCAGCUUGGCCUUCCUGGAAUAUAACCGCAGCGCCUUUCCCAUGCAGUGAGCCUGGCAAUUUCUACCCUCUGAGGCCUGGCAGCUUGUGAGUGCAGCAGCAGAGGAAGGAGGUGAUCCUGUGGGUACAGUGGCAGUGCCAUCGCCUGCCCAGCGAGAGAUGGUGGGGAGCCUGGAGGGCAGGAACUGGAGGUAGAAACUGACAGAUUGAGCCUGGCUGAGCCCAUGGGCUGGAGCAGCCAGGCCCCCACCCUCGACGGACGUGCUGGUGAGUCGCAGGGCGCCAGCCUCGGGAUCGUACUGGGACCCCCCCCCCCUGGAUCUCGCGCUCUGGAAGUGGAUGGGCCGGGAUUAGCACCGCUUUAGGACUCGGGGGGGGCCCAGUCCUCUGUACAACUCAAAAGACUCCGGGGGAGGCUGAAACGGACUCCCUCCCUGCCCCCGGAAUAUCCCCCCAACGCUGCUGGAGCCCCCGCCCUCUGACGAGCCCCCUGGGGCAGGACCGCAAGGCCCAGACGGAGCAGCGCCCCAG